GGAAGUCGCUGUGUCGGACUCUACAAACGGUUCCAGCUGUGCAACACCCAGGUGUGUGGAGUCGGGUAUUCAGACUUCAGGAGGGAGCAGUGUGCCUCCUUCAACAAGACGCCCUUCAACCGUCGCUUCUACACCUGGGAGCCGUACUAUGACACACCUGACUCCUGUGCCCUCAACUGCCGUGCUGUGGGCCUCAGCUUCUAUGCCACACUCAACCAGACUGUGAUUGAUGGCACCCGCUGUGGCUCUUUGGACUCCAACCACAUCUGCGUCGCCGGCAGGUGUAUGAUCCAGUCAAGACAGAGACCAGUCCGGGAGAGUAUAAAUACUACAAUGACGCGGAUAAACAAAAUACCAUCUGGCUUUGUGCAUCAGACGGCGUACCACAGGAGGUCGGUAGGGUGCGACGGUGUGCUGGGGUCUGGACUGCGGUUGGACUCGUGUGGGCACUGCGGUGGGGACAACAGCAGCUGCAGGGUGAUCGCGGGCAUCUUCUCCCGAGCCAAGAUGCCUUAUGGGUAUAACCUGAUCGCCACUCUGCCCCGAGGAGCCGCCAACAUCACCAUCCAACAUGUGAAGCCUUCCACCAACUACCUCGCACUUCGUCACCAGGGCGGAGAAUUCUUCGUGAACGGCAACUGGGCGGUCAAUGCGUCAGGGAACUACCUGUCAGGGGGCACCACCUUCACCUACUUGAGGCCAGAGCGCUACCAGGGAGACAAGGUGACGGCUAUGGGGCCUCUUGACCAGCCUGUAGACGUGAUGCUGUUCUACCAGUCGACCAACCCGGGCAUCAAGUACGAGUACCGGCUGCCCAUGUCAUCACCGUCGUCGUCGUCAAAGCAUGUGUCUGGGGGCGUGGUACCGGGUUCCCCCCAGAGGCCCAGGCGACCCGAUAACCCCCUCAACCCCAACGUCCCUGGAGGACCCGCUUCCAGGACUCCUCCUUCGGGUCCUGUGAAUGACGCCCGCUCCGUCAACGGCAACUCUGUCCUCUCCUCCCAGCGAUGGAAAGAGGAGGAGGAGGAGGAAAGGAAGAAGAAGAGGAAGGAGAGGAGAGGGAAGAAGAACGGGAGGAAGGGUACAGGUGGCGUGAAGAAGAGAAGGACGAGGUAUGAGUGGAAGGUAGUAGGAUUUAGCAGCUGUACGGAGACUUGUGGAGGAGGUUCACAGACGACCCGGGUGGUGUGUGUCAAGAGGAAGCGAGGUAACGAGGUACCCAGCAGCCACUGUAGGGUCCUGCCCAGGCCAGCCGAGGAGACCGUCCGCUGCAACCUACGGCCCUGCCCUGCCACGUGGGUGGCGGAGGAAUGGGGGCCGUGCAGCGUGACGUGUGGGCUGGGCGUGCAGACCCGUGCCCUCACCUGCAAGAUGAGGCUCUCCCCUGACCACUCCGUCGCGCAGCCAGAGGGAGCCUGUCUCACCACCCCAGACAUCCCCAAGGCUCAGGUGUGUGAGUUGGCGGCGUGCGACUCUGCCCCGACAUGGCAGACGGGGGAGUGGGGGCAGUGUUCCGCCCAGUGUGGUCUCGGCACCCGUCACCGCUCCGUCACCUGCAUCACUCCCAUGGGCACCGUCCCAGACCAUCUGUGUGAUGCCCGAGACAAACCCAGCAACCAGGAGCUGUGUGAUAUGGGAUCCUGUGCUACCGACACCUGGUUCUUCUCGGCGUGGGAGGACCGCUGCUCUGAGGAAUGUGGCGACGGUGUGCAGCGGCGUCGUGUGCACUGUUCCGGCGACGCCCUCGACAACCAGGUGACAGAGUCAUCGUGUGACCCCGAGCAGCGCCCCUCCACCACCAGGGCGUGCACCUCCGACCGUAGCUGUGGCGGCAAGUGGUUCACAGGUCCGUGGGGUGAUUGUAACGCCGAGUGUGGGCCGGGGCGACGGUCGAGGUCCGUGGUGUGCGUGGUGUUCCGGGGCCGUUGGCGUGUCACUACGGAUGUGUCUCAGUGUAAGGGCGAUCCACGGCCAGACUCGACUGAGACGUGCACCCGUCCCUGCAGCCACGAAUGGUACACGUCUGAGUGGUCACAGUGCUCGGCGUCCUGUGCCAGCGGCGUCCAGCGGCGGGAGGUGAAGUGCCUGGAUGAGCGUCAGAUGCCGGCACUAGACUGUACUGCUGCCUCCAAACCUGACACCCGCCAGCCCUGCAACACCCAGUCCUGCCACCAGGAACAAGCUGACGAGAGCGUGAAUAACUCCUCCACAAGAAACGACCUGCCACAGCUGCCCUCCGGCCUCCCCCCUGGCGACACCCCCGACCGCAAAUCUUCAGGUAAUGUGGCUCUUGAGGCCGGCUGGCGCCCCCCGCCCCAGUCACUGGAAGCUCCUAGUCCAGACUUCCGGUCUCCUGAUGAUAUUCAGGACUAUGACGAGGGCACAAAUAGGGAUACCGAUUGGGAUUGGGCCUCCAGAGGGGGCGAUGAGGAGGAGGAGGAGGAGACCGAGCAGCCCUCCGACAGGUCUCCGCCUUCCCCAAGCAUCAGGCGGCGGCGACCUGUCACCCCUGGGCGGCCAUGGCGACCCGGGCUGUCCACAGGUUCCUGCAUCGACAGAAUGAAGAAUUGCCACCUGGUGUACAAGGCUCGUCUGUGUCGCCUCAAGUACUACAACAAACUCUGUUGUGACACUUGUACCAAGAACCAGUGAGUUCUUAGUCAUUAUCGUAAGAGAGAGUGAGUGUUACUGCCAAGUGCCAGUGACCACUCUGUUGUGACACUUGCACCAAGAACCAGUGAGUUCUUAAGUCAUUAUACCUCAAGAGAGAGGGAGGGAGUGAGUGGUACGACGAGCGACCUGUGCUGGAGGAACUGUACUGAAGAAGAGGAGAACACUGGUCCUCAGUGCGCUGGUCGAGGAGGUGGGACCAUCAUAUACAGGGUAGACUGUGGUGUCAGCAAGCCCCAAUUUGCUUUCACAGUGAACAAUAUUACCGGAGAUCGAUAAAAUGACUUGCGUAGGGGAGGUAAUGUUCGCCCCGUAUAAGCAAGACGUAGUCACUCCUUGUCGCCCUGCCACUGUCUGGUCCUACCCUCACCUCAGCCUCCGAGUUUGGUAAAGUUUUCCCUGCGGUUGUUUGAUAAGGACUGUGACGUCACAGUUUGGUGCAAGCAGACUGACAUUUCAUUUCUACUCUCAUUUUGUCAUCCGAGCCUGCUUGAACCUUCAUGUUAUAAAAUAUAGACUUAGGUGUAUAACACUGAUGAUAAGAAAGAUGGGAGUAUGAUGAUGGAUAGUCAUGAACUGAAGAAAGAAUCCUUGUAUAUAAGUUUUGCUUAGCAUAAGAGGAAGUUAAAGCACCCAUCUUAACAACCAAUACAGACUUUCUACGUAAAGUAUGUAAAUACUUACACUAUUACUGUAGAGCAGAGUAACAUUGUUCAGCUAUAGUCAGUAGUCAUAGAGAACGGAGCAGAGGUGGCACAGUGCCAGGGGGCACAACUGUAGUUUAUAUCACGCACGUUCUCUGCAUCUUGAAGCACUGCCAGGACUGUUAUUUUAAUUUCACGCUGAAAAGCUGUGUAUUUCAUAGUAAUAAUUAUUCAUAUAUAACGCAUAUAUCAUUAUUUUUAUCUAAAAUUUCAUGAAAACUAAAAAUAUAUUUUUUGUGUUUUCACUAAGAAAAUUUAUCUGGAUCCAUUGUGUGUCAAGGCCGUCAGGUUUACGUAUUUGGAGUGCAGCUGCUGUGUCAGGCUGUCACCCUCAUCUCAAUCUAACAAUUGAUUUCCAUUUGCUUACUUGAUCACAGUAACUUUAAGUAAACUUGCAUUAACUUAAAAUUCAGAUGAAGUAAAUGAAUUCUUCAAAUUAUUGUCAGUUAAAUAUAAUCAAUGAUUUUUUGGAUGAUAAUUUUGUUCAUGUGAUAUAAUUAUGAGGUUUAGGACGUAACCUAACACCAGGUGGGCUUCAACAACCCGUAGGGAAACUAAUGACCUCAAAUAACCUAAAACUCAGUGUAAUAUGCCACAAUUUGAGUUUAUUUAUUAAUCACGUAUGACCUGGAGUACGUGUUGUGUUCACGUUCUCGCCGACAGCUUUUCCGUAUUAAUUUUUAUCUGUCUGUGUAGUAAAAAUUGUCCCACCUUUGUCUACUUGGGAUCAUAUGAACUGACAUUUAGUUUUAAUGAUAUAUCACAUACCAGACAAGGUUGUGUUGUGUGGUGGGUGUGUUGUGUGCUCUAGACAAGACACACCAUGGAGGUAACACUAAUGGGUGUGUUGUGUGCUCUGGACAAGACACACACCCUGAUGGUAACACUAGUGGGUGUGUUGUGUGCUCUGGACAAGACACACACCCUGAUGGUAACACUAGUGGGUGUGUUGUGUGCUCUGGACAAGACACACACCCUGAUGGUAACACUAGUGGGUGUGUUGUGUGCUCUGGACAAGACACACACCCUGAUGGUAACACUAGUGGGUGUGUUGUGUGCUCUGGACAAGACACACACCCUGAUGGUAACACUAGUGGGUGUGUUGUGUGCUCUGGACAAGACACACACCCUGAUGGUAACACUAGUGGGUGUGUUGUGUGCUCUGGACAAGACACACCGUGCAGGGUAAUACAGCAUGACUGUCACUUCCAAGGCUCCUUACUCUGCUCUGUUGUAUGUAACAGAAGAACAUAUUAUGUGUAUAUAUUUUAAACGUAGCUUGGCAUGGUGAAUAUAGACAACAAUGUAAUAGUUUGUAAGACAUGCAAGAAUAAGACUACUUAAAAACAUAUAUAUUAGUGUGAAGGUAAAAAAGUUGCAAGAGGAAGUUUGUUAAAGGCUUACUCACAGGUAACUCACAGGUGACUUAUAAGUGUGAGGAUGAAGUACGUGACCUUAUAAUGCGACACUCACACCUGCCUCAACCACAAGACGUACACACAUCUCUAGCUGGACCUGACACUCUUUUCUGAUAAUUAUUUGCAAACUGCUGAAAUCUCUGAUGUUGCGAGGCGCUCACAUCCACACCUUGAGAGAGAGAUUGGUAUGUACCUGUAUGUCUUUGUCUUUCUCAAAACCUCGGUAUUAAGUGUUUUUUUUCGUAGACGGAAAAAUUACUUGUUCCUUAAUGACUACGGGCAAAAAAAUAUAUGAAUAGUUUGAGAAGGGGUUGUUGGUGGAUAAUAUAUAUAUAUAUUUUUUUCAAAUUAAAGUUAAUUUGAAUUACUCAGAAUGGAUUAAGGUUAUUUUAAAUUUCCAGAAGUAGGUGGUGAGUGUACAGUGUGGCUCUCUCUCCCUUGUGUCAGGGUCUGGCCAUUAGGGUUAAACAGUGUGUAGGGAGUUUGAUAGUUCCUAGGAGUACCGCUUGCUGGAGGGGUGGUCGCACACACACACCUCAGCUGUCUUGUCAGUGAUGUACAGAAUCUUAUAACUCAACUCUUCCUUUCCUGGCGUCUGUAUUUUCAGAUAACUUUCCAAACUGUGUUGAGUCUCAGUCUGGGAGAAUUUGCUAAUUUAUUUACACUUCUAUUAAUUAACUUUGCCUGGUGCGGUAGGAGAGACUUUCAGCUGAAUUAAGCCAUUACCAGAUAAACUGUACUGUGACCAAUGUCUUGUCAUUAUAUUAUACAUUUACGAAUUAAUUUUUCAAGAAUUUUAGAUUUGUUUGUAUCUUAUUACUCAAAACACUGCUGUAAGAUACAGUUGUAGCCACGAGGGUGUGUCGUUAAGGGCUACAGUGUUGUGUCGCAGCUGGCAGAUGAUCGCCCAUGGGAGCUCACUUACCAAAGAUGUUUGUUUCUUUAUUGCCCCGCGAGGAGUCACGUUUUUUGUUUGUGCUGGACCGUUGUGAUGGUGACGCCGGCACUCACCCUCAUACCGAGUGUAAGGUGACGGUGACGCCGGCAUCCUCUCUCAUACUGAGUGUAAGGUGACGGUGACGCCGGCAUCCUCUCCUCAUACUGCCUGUGGUGACUCUCUUGUUUAUUGUACAUAAGAGAAGCCAGACAAGAAGUAUAUAUGGAAGCCUUCAAAAAGUGAACGUGAAAACAUACAAGGUGUUGAACCACCUCUUAAAGAUUUUUCUCAGUCGCCAGAUGUUUGAAUUUCCGUCCAGUUUAGAUGCAAAAUUCAACAUACCGGUGGCCGAGGAACAUACAUUUCACACUGCGUCUCCAAAAGAGAAGAAAAAAUUAUAUUUAUACUUUGGGAAUGAUUUUCGUCUCCAAGACAGCACUGGAAUCAAGGAGAAAGUUUGUACAUGUUUACACUGUUGAUACUAACACUCGACUAUGUUGCUGUGCUUGGGCAGUCUUCCACUUGUACUCCUUCCACUCAGGGUCUCCUCUACUGGGCCCUUCUGCCCUGGUCUUGUCUCGUGCUUGUACUGUCUUCCAGCUGGUUUCAUGAUCAAAUAUCUCCUGUGGGGGGAACAUGGUAUUGGGGUUGGCAGCAUGGUUAUUGUCCAACUCGAUAUCCCAGGUUAAGAGACUAAGAGGCUGGCUGGAGUGUGAGUUAACGAUAGGUCUCGGAUACCUAGGGCCUCAGACUCUUCAGCCACUCAUCCUGGGGUACACCGCCUUACACUGGUGGAAAACGGCAUUCGGUGGAUAUAUAUUUUGAUAUAUCACAGUUCUCCUCAUAAUCUUGCUCUCUUUCGCCUUUUCUUGUUUUUAUCUUCUCUGUUUCUGGAUUACAUGUGAUGAAUUUUAGAGUAAUUAUAUGGGCUACUACUGUAAAUAUUGCUGUAUAAUAAAUGUGUAUACAAA
Homarus americanus (American lobster) is the source of this 6700-nucleotide messenger RNA. Its product is annotated as ADAMTS-like protein 4. Bases 286 to 2652 code for a protein of 788 amino acids. Gene Ontology annotation, biological process: extracellular matrix organization. The record is from RefSeq and is a predicted model, not a curated record. Gene Ontology annotation, molecular function: metalloendopeptidase activity. The transcript has 16 exons. Gene Ontology annotation, cellular component: extracellular matrix. NCBI's taxonomy places the organism in Eukaryota, Metazoa, Arthropoda, Malacostraca, Decapoda, Nephropidae.